Messenger RNA from Colletotrichum truncatum, 1662 nucleotides. RefSeq lists its product as uncharacterized. NCBI's taxonomy places the organism in Eukaryota, Fungi, Ascomycota, Sordariomycetes, Glomerellales, Glomerellaceae. Gene Ontology annotation, molecular function: acetylglucosaminyltransferase activity. The record is from RefSeq and is a predicted model, not a curated record.
AUGGGCGCUAAAUUGCCCGGUCCGGUUCGUGCUUGCAGCAUGCGUAACCCACUCACGAGAACGCUGCUUUUUGCAGUCGUCAUCCUGGUCAUUAUGGCCCUCACUCUCAGAAACGACGCCAUUGACGUCCGCAGCCGCAUCAUUAAGACUGGCGCCGGUGUUAAGUCGUCCAUCUCUCACCAACAGCCUUUGGACCCCAUCGAGUCCCACGGCUCUUCUUCCCUCUCCGACAAGAUCCCCGCUGAGCCUGCUCCUUCGUCCACUCACGUCAUGAACUGCGAUGUCAACACCGACCACAUCAAGCAGCUCAAGGACAAGUAUGGCCUCGACAGCAAGCUUCACUACUUCAAGCGCUACGUCAAGUUUACCCGCAAGAACAUCCAACGCAAGGGCUACACCGUUCUCGACCAGGAGUUCCUGCCCAAGAAGUUCAAGACGGUUGAUGUGGCCAAGUCUUAUGCCCCAGAGGAGUGUCCUGCCGCUCUCGAGGUCCCCGUUACCCAGUCCCCCUACCCCGCUACUGUGAACGCUUCCGACUUCAUGUUCGCCGUGUCCACUACUUACAAGCGUUUCAACGACCCCAAGACGAGCCCAAUCAAGGAGUGGUCUCACUGGCUUACCGACAGCAACGGCAAGUCCAACGGUGGAAAGCUGUUGCUGCUGCUUCUCGAUGCUACCGAUGCGGAGCUCAAGGAUGCCAGCGACCGACUCAAGCGGAUCGGUAUCGACGUUGACGUCGCUCACUCCGACCCCUCCAUGGAAAUGGCUGUCCGCUACCUGACAUUGGUGCCCUAUCUCUACAACCACCCCGACCGCAAGACGAAGAAGUGGCUGGUUACCUGCGACGACGACACUUACUUCCCCAGCAUGCACGGCCUCAUUGACAAGUUUGCCACUUUUGACCACCUCGACCCUCUCUACAUCGGAACCCUUUCCGAGGACGUGAACGCCAUCCAUCGCCACGGCUCCCAGGCCUUUGGCGGUGCUGGUGUCUUUUUGAGUGUUCCUUUGGCCGCCGCUAUCAACCAGCUGUACGAUGCUUGCAAGACGCCCCAGAAGAUCAAGGAGGCCGAUUCCGGCUGGGGUCCUCAGGGCGACAUUCUUCUCCGCAAGUGUAUCUACGAGAACACCGAGGUCCGACUCACCAACAUUUGGGAACUGUGGCAGCUUGACCUGUACGGCGACCCGGCGGGUUUCUACGAGAGUGGCAUCAAGCCCUUGAGCUUGCACCACUACAAGGGUGGCGGCUGGCACUUCGCCAAGCCCUUCCAGUCUAGCAAGGUUGCUCACGCUUGCGGUGAGGAUUGCUCCUACCAGCGAUUCAUCACAUCGGACGACUUCAUUAUCUCCAACGGCUUCAGUGUUGCCCACUACCCCCAGGGCAUUGACUUUAACCUCGACCAGAUGGAACGGACCUUCACUCCCGCCCCCGAUGACAUCGGCUGGAACUUGGACUACAUGUUCGGCCCCCAGCGCAGAUCUCUCCACAAGACCGGACGGAAGAUCGCUUGGGAACUCCAGGAGGCUCACGUUCAGGAGGACGGCUCCGUACUGCAGGUGUACACCCGCAGGAAAGACGACGAGCGCUGGGUUGAGGAGGACGGCGAGGCAAUGAGCAAGAUUGACGGCAUCAUCGAGCUUGUCUGGAUCCCCUCCACAUGA